Aspergillus terreus NIH2624 is the source of this 570-nucleotide messenger RNA. RefSeq lists its product as uncharacterized. Lineage: Eukaryota; Fungi; Ascomycota; Eurotiomycetes; Eurotiales; Aspergillaceae. The transcript is spliced from 3 exons. Bases 1 to 570 code for a protein of 189 amino acids. The record is from RefSeq and is a predicted model, not a curated record.
AUGGAAGCGGUUGCAUCCGCAAUCAUCGCCCAGAUAGCCAUUACCAUGCUUAGCCUUUCCAACUUCGACACCGUAUAUUGGCCUGCCACUGCCUGUGCAUAUUCGAGCCUUAUUUGUGGCAUUCUAUCAACAUGCUUUGCGUUUAUAGUCCAGCAACUUCUGAGCGAUCUACACAGCCCGGAGGAUGUUCGCAUGUGGCUUACGACGACACGACACUCGCACUGGCUGUAUUGGAUAUUUUAUGGGACUGAACGUGCCUCGAAUAUCGAAGAGAAAGUCCCGUCUAUCGCAUCUGCGAUAAUCCUCACAACGCCUAGCAAGCUACUCCGGCUGUCGAUUCUCGCCUUAUUCGUUGCGUUGGGCAUUUAUCUCGGCUGUGUGUAUCAAGCUGAACUAGGCAACCUUGAGGGCCGCAACGCCAACAUGUGGGUUUUCAUCUUCUUUAUCGCCGUCUCGUCGGUCAUGAUUCUUGACGCAUCUAUGCCUAUGGCGGUGAUCCGUGCUAGUGAGAGAAUUUCAAGCGAUGAAGAGCUCCAGCCUUCGAGCAAUACCUCAACCCCAUCUACCUAG